AUGGACAACCAUCCUCAAUUUCCGCUUCAACGCCACCCCAUCCCCGCCCGUGGUCCUCCUCCCGUCAUCCCCACCGACGACAUCGACGCCACCCCCGAACCCAGCCAGCCAACCGCCAACAGCACGCACGAUUCAGAAACGCACUCGGACGAGAUGGGCAGCUCCACCUCACGACCGGCGCACUACCAGCCCAGCGCGCUCGAUGUGCUGGUCACCAAGGCCAUGCUGGCCAAGGGCAUGAACCUUCCGCUCGAGGUGGUUGAUCUAGUUGUGGAUUUUGCAGAGUACUGGCCGCACACGACGACGCACGUCGAGCGGCCCAGCCGCCCCAACAGGUUCGGCACCCGCCCGGACGAGAACAACUUUCUGCUCCGCACGCCGCCGGUCGGCUUUGUGAGGGUGCCCCACCCGGACCCCGAGAGGUACACCAAAGAGCCCGUCAAGGUACUGCGCCUUUCGGAUGAGCACCCGGUCGAGCAGUUUCAAAAGUGGAUCGGGUCGCCCGUCCCGCCCGUGCAGCAUCCGUGCAGGAAGGUGGUUUUCACCAUCAAGAGCAGAGACCAGGGCUGGGGUGGAGAUUCGCGAGAUCAUGGCACGUACCAUGGAUCGUGGACGUGGUUUGAGGCUGGGCUGGAGAGGAUAGAUGCUAGUGGUGACUGCGGUGACCAUUGCCCAGAUACAACCGACCAGCCAGCCCAAGACCAACAAUCCGGCUCGUCUUCGAGCUCACGGCCCGAGAUUUCCAUCUGCGCCCUACGAUCGAUCAAACCUCAAGUCAACAGCGAUGGAGAACGCACUCAUUUCGACUUUCCACUCAUGCCAGCCGACGACAAGGUGCAAUGCAACAAGACGGCACACAGCGAUUACAUCACGCACGUCGUAGAGUGGCGUGCGACGGACAACAUUGAUCCCGAGUCCGCCGAGGCUGAUGAGCUGGAAAAGAUGGGCCGCGGCAGAGCAUCCGGUACUGGCGAGUUUGUGAGGAAUCUCAAGCUAGGAGACACCGUGACGCUGUGGUCAAAAACAAGGUUCCAAGGCUGGGCGAAUAAUGUUGAAAGCGCUAGAGUAGAUGUAUAUUGGGCCAUUUGA
Molecule: messenger RNA, 1089 nt
Organism: Pyricularia pennisetigena
Lineage: Eukaryota; Fungi; Ascomycota; Sordariomycetes; Magnaporthales; Pyriculariaceae
Exons: 2
Coding region: 1-1089 (362 amino acids)
Source: RefSeq, a predicted model, not a curated record